AAAAAACCGAAAGCGUGAAAACCCCACCAUGACCAUUAGUCUCGGUGCGAUUAUUUCCCCAGCUGAAAUCUCUGGUAUGAUUUCUCUCAGCGCCGCCGCACCGCUCGCUUAAAAACCUAGUUGUGAGAUAAAGUAUAUAGCGACUUCAGUAAUACCAAAUUGCUCAUCAUGGAAAUCAAGGUGGAUGGGAAUGAUGUCCCCUUAACAUUGCUGAAACAAGGCGCUGAAGCUAGAGUUUUUGAGUCAAUCUUCGUGGGGAGGAGGUCCGUUGUGAAGGAACGCUUCUCAAAGAAGUACAGGCACCCAUCACUGGACUCAAAGCUUACUCUCAAACGCUUAAAUGCGGAAGCUAGGUGCAUGACUAAAGCUAGACGACUUGGGGUUUCUACUCCAGUGCUUUAUGCUGUCGACCCUGUGCUGCAUACCCUAACAUUUGAGUAUGUGGAGGGUCCCUCUGUGAAAGACGUAUUCCUUGACUUUGGAUUACAAGGUGUCAUUGAAGAACGGAUGGAAGAUAUCGCGAUGCAGAUUGGUGAUGCAAUCGGCAAACUGCAUGAUGGUGGCCUUAUUCAUGGUGAUUUGACCACAUCAAAUAUGUUAAUCCGAAGUAACACCAAUCAGCUGGUUCUCAUUGACUUUGGACUGAGCUUCACAUCAACCCUUCCGGAAGAUAAAGCAGUUGAUUUGUAUGUACUUGAGAGAGCUUUGGUAUCAAUGCAUUCUUCAUGCGGGAAUGUGAUGGACCGGAUACUUGCUGCAUACAAGAAGUCGUCAAAGCAAUGGUCACCAACAUUUAACAAGCUGGCUCAAGUGCGACAAAGAGGUAGAAAGCGCACCAUGGUUGGAUGAGUUUCUUCACCUCUGGUCCACAUGAAAGUAAGAGAACAGGUGUCUUUGUGGAUUGAUUAAUGUCAUAUUGCAAUCUUUGAUUUUAAUGCCACCACCUCUGUUGCUUUUUUUGUGCGUGUAUACCAGACUACCAGUGAUUGAAAUCAAAUAAACAGUUAACAUUGAUUUGCAAGUUGUUAUGUACAAUUGGAUGUAAAAUGUCCCCCCUAAUUCCUUGGGGUGUUUCAGACAUCACGUCAAUCUAGUAUUGUAAUCAAAGUAUCUCGAACCAGUUCUUUGACUUUCAUAUUUCUACAAGGAAGAAGUCAUCUGAAUCAACUUGGCGUUAUUGUGGCGCAUGUGUAACACUUGGGUCGUGUAUUGAAUCUAGUGUUUUUUGAAUUGUGUUGCUUUCCUUA
Messenger RNA from Cornus florida, 1247 nucleotides. RefSeq lists its product as uncharacterized. Gene Ontology annotation, biological process: protein phosphorylation. NCBI's taxonomy places the organism in Eukaryota, Viridiplantae, Streptophyta, Magnoliopsida, Cornales, Cornaceae. Gene Ontology annotation, cellular component: cytosol; EKC/KEOPS complex; nucleus. The record is from RefSeq and is a predicted model, not a curated record. Bases 169 to 849 code for a protein of 226 amino acids. The transcript has 7 exons. Gene Ontology annotation, molecular function: protein serine/threonine kinase activity; ATP binding.